AUGAUAUGGCUCAUUAUUUCUGUACCUUUCAGGUUAUCCUUGGUUCUAAAUUUUAAUGAAAUUUGUUCUCAAUCCUACAGAGCAGCCUUAGAAGAAGUUGAAGGGGAUGUAUCAGAACUUGAGCAGAAGCUUGACAAGCUGGUAAAAUUAUGCAUUGGAAUGAUCGAUGCUGGAAAAGCUUUUUGCUCUGCCAACAAGCAGUUUAUGAAUGGCAUCCGGGACCUGGCCCAAUAUUCUAGCAAGGAUGAAGUUAUUGAAAGUAGCCUGACAAAAUUUUCUGAAAGUCUGGAAGAAAUGAUCAAGUUUCAUAAUAUCCUGUUUGACCAAGCCCAAAGAUCAAUCAAGUCACAGCUCCAGUCAUUUGUGAAAGAAGAUCUCAGAAAAUUCAAAGAUGCUAAAAAACAAUUUGAUAAAGUCAGUGAAGAAAAAGAAAAUGCCCUGGCAAAAAAUGCUCAGGUGCCACGAACCAAACAACAUGAGGUAGAAGAGGCUACUAACAUUCUUACUGCAACACGGAAAUGCUUUAGGCACAUUGCAUUAGACUACGUUUUACAGAUAAAUGUACUACAGUCCAAAAGGAGGUCUGAGAUUUUAAAAUCUAUGCUGUCCUUUAUGUAUGCCCAUCUGACUUUCUUCCACCAAGGUUAUGACCUUUUCAGUGAACUUGAACCGUAUAUGAAGGAUUUAGGCGCACAGUUGAAUUGUCUUGUCAUGGAUGCUGCAAAGGAAAAGAGAGAUAUGGAGCUUAAACACUCAACAAUUCAGCAGAAGGGUUUAUCUGCUGAUGACUCCAGUUACGAGUGCAAUGCAGAUGCAGAGAAUGGUGUUGUUAUGGAAGGAUACCUUUUUAAACGAGCUAGCAAUGCUUUCAAAACCUGGAACAGGCGUUGGUUUUCAAUACAAAAUAAUCAACUAGUAUAUCAAAAGAAGUUUAAGGAUAACCCCACAGUAGUUGUGGAAGAUUUACGUUUAUGCACAGUAAAACACUGUGAAGACAUUGAGAGACGCUUCUGCUUUGAGGUUGUUUCGCCCACUAAGAGCUGCAUGUUACAGGCUGAUUCUGAGAAGCUACGACAAGCUUGGAUAAAAGCGGUGCAAACCAGUAUAGCUACAGCCUACAGAGAGAAGAGUGAUGAAGCAGAGGUUAGCAAACAGAAAGCAGACAAGAAACCUUCCAUAUCUAACACUAGCCCUGUAACUGAGACAAAACUUGUUAAAGGGGAAAGUGCUCUGCAGAAGGUACAGUGUAUACCUGGCAAUACAAAAUGCUGUGACUGUGGCCUACCAGAUCCUCGCUGGGCUAGUAUUAAUCUAGGUAUUACCUUAUGCAUCGAAUGUUCAGGAAUUCACAGGAGUCUUGGAGUUCAUUUUUCAAAAGUGAGAUCUUUAACUCUGGACACCUGGGAGCCUGAGCUACUAAAGCUGAUGUGUGAACUUGGGAAUGAUGUUAUCAAUAGCAUAUAUGAAGCACAAGUGGACAAAAUAGGUGUCAAAAAGCCUCAGAAUGGAUGUCAGAGACAGGAGAAAGAAGCAUACAUCAAAGCCAAGUAUGUGGAAAAGCGGUUUGUGGAUCAUGGUCGUGAAUCAGCAUUAGUAGCAAGAAAGAAAAGCCUAUCAGAGAGAAGAAAUGACAGCCGCCUUAGUUCAACUGACAAAAGUCUAGGAGCAGAAGAAAACUCUAGAACACCCACCAGAUUAUUAGGAAGAGCAAUGACAGCGGAAUUCAGCUCAGAGGGUAGCAGGGAACUUCUGGCAUCCACUGUAUCUUCCAACAGUUUGUAUGAACAAAAAGAUGAAAAACGGGAUUCUGCAGUAUUUCAAGAGUUGGACACUAAAAAGCUUCCUCCAGGGCCGCAGUUGUACCAGGCCGCCUAUGAGCAAAACCUUCCUGCAAUGUCUGAGGCUUUAGCUCAUGGAGCAGAAGUCAACUGGGUGAACACCAAAGAAAACAACUCUACACCACUAAUACGAGCAGUGCAUGGGGGAUCUCUAGUAACCUGUGAGUUUUUAUUGCAAAAUGGGGCCAAUGUGAAUCAUCGUGAUGCAAAAGGCAGAGGACCAUUACAUCAUGCAACAGUGCUAGGCCAUACAGGGCAAGUGUGUUUAUUUCUAAAAAGAGGAGCCAACCAGCAUGCAACUGAUGAAGAUGGCAAAGACCCUUUAAGUAUUGCUGUCGAGGCCGCCAAUGCUGAUAUAGUGACUCUAUUGCGUCUGGCACGUAUGAAUGAAGAGAUGCGGGAAUCUGAAGGACUUUAUGGACAACCAGGGGAUGAAACCUACCAAGAUAUAUUCAGAGAUUUCUCCCAUAUGGCAUCUAAAAUCCAGAAAAACUGA
This is a messenger RNA of Staurois parvus, 2334 nucleotides long. NCBI's taxonomy places the organism in Eukaryota, Metazoa, Chordata, Amphibia, Anura, Ranidae. The record is from the annotation of a GenBank genome assembly.